This is a messenger RNA of Dacryopinax primogenitus, 2510 nucleotides long. RefSeq lists its product as uncharacterized. The coding region runs from base 146 to 2305 and encodes 719 amino acids. Gene Ontology annotation, biological process: biosynthetic process. The transcript has 5 exons. NCBI's taxonomy places the organism in Eukaryota, Fungi, Basidiomycota, Dacrymycetes, Dacrymycetales, Dacrymycetaceae. The record is from RefSeq and is a predicted model, not a curated record. Gene Ontology annotation, molecular function: intramolecular lyase activity.
AUCUUCUGUCUGUACUACGUGAUGAUGAUGAUGUGCCCGAAUAGCGUCAACUGGGUGAAGAUGAACGAUCGACGGAAAUGGGAUGAAGAAUGAGUGAAGGAAAGGGUAUAAGUCCAAGUGAGGAUUGAGAGUGGUCGAUAUCGCCAUGUCCUCCUAUGCAGAGAUUCACCUACGCUACACGCUCCCCCCCUGCCUAGUCCUCUUCCUCCUCUCUUAUCCCUUCUCCAACUCAAGACAUCAUUUCGCCCUUCUAUUCCUCCUCUCUGUCGUCAUCCUCUGCACCGCACCAUGGGAUAGUUAUGUCAUCCACAGAGGUAUAUGGGCAUAUCCAUCAAAUAACGUCAUGGCAACUCUCUUCCGUAUCCCUGUCGAAGAGUUCGCAUUCUUCGUAAUCCAAACUUAUAUGACAACAUCCCUCUAUUCAAUAAUCACAAAACCAACAUUUCACCCUUCCCUCCUCCCUCCCCGCAAACGCCGUGGCACGCUCGGUUCUCUCCUCCUGCUCAUCCCCCUACUCCCCUGUAUACCCCUAUCAUGCACGACCUCCCACUGGACGUACACAGCGCUCAUCGUCCUCUGGUCAGCCCCUUUCCUCUCAGGUCUGUGGUACGUCUCCGGCCCUCACCUACUCCGGCUUCCGCGGAAGGACGUCCUUAUCCCUAUCCUCCUCCCGGCGGCGUACCUCUGGCUAGUGGACGGGCACGCGAUUCGUUCUGGCAUAUGGACGAUCUCUGAGCGCACCAAACUCGGGUGGGAACUCGCACCCGGUCUGGAGUUGGAGGAAGGCCUCUUUUUCCUCUUGAGCAACACGCUCCUCGUCCUAGGGAACAUCGCGCUCUCGCAAACCUUCGCUCUAGCAGACGUGCUCUCCCUGCAGCACCCCCACCAAAACUGGCACACCGACUCCAACCCCCUGCACACCUUACCCACCCUGCUCGCCGCCCUCCUCCUCCCGGCACAAGACUACCCCAGCACUCUGAUCUCCCAUUUGAGCGACGCGGCUGUUACGCUUAGGGAGAAAAGUAAGAGUUUUGAUCUGGCGGCGGCGUUGUUUGGAGAUAGGUGUAGGCUGUUGUUGCUCUCUUACUACGCGUUCUGUAGAGCGACAGACGACUUUGUAGACGAACGACAGGGACAAGCACAGGGGCAGGGAGGGGGAGAGGGAGAGGGGGGUGUGGAGGUUAUCGAAAGGUUUUUGGGGUUGUGUUACCCCGAGCUUCGGUUUGAGCUGGGGAAGGAGGAGGGGGAGGGUGGGACCGCGCCCGCUGGCGAGGGCGAAGGCGAAGGCGAAGGGGCUGCAAAGGACUACAUGAACGGGAAAGUUCACGACAAGGCAGCGAAUGGACAUGAGAACGGAAACACUCAUAAAGCGAACAGGCCGACACAAGACCGGAUGCACUCCGAAAAAGUGGAGGCGUACAUCCUCACCCUCCCCCCUCAGCUCCAACCUUCUUUUUCCCUCUUUUACCUGUUGGUGCCUUUCUUACCCCCUGAGCCGGUGCUGGACUUGGUCAAGGGGUAUGAGUUCGAUUUGGCUGCUUUCCCUGUUGCGGGAACGAAGGGGGAGGAUGUGGGAGGGGCCAGGGGCGGGGAAGGGGCCGGGGAAGCGGAGGAGGAAAGGAAGAAGAACGAGAACGAGCAAUGGAACCCCGCUAUCAAGACAGAACAAGACCUGAUCCAGUACUGUCAACGCGUAGCCGGCUCGGUAGGCGUAGCCUGCACCUACCUAUUCGCCGCUUCCCAACCCCAACCCCAACCCCCCUGCACGCCCCCCACGCAGGAGUUACUGGAAAACGCGACAAACAUGGGCAUCGCACUCCAGCUUGUCAACAUCGCCAGGGAUAUAGAAGCUGACGCUCGCAUGGGGCGGAGUUACGUCCCUUCUUCCUGGGCCUCCUCCCCCUCCUCCCCCUCAUCCUGUCAGGCGGAUCCCACCACUCCGGCAACGAUCCUCUCCCACCCUAAAGAGUGCAUCGCCCUCUUCCGCCCCCGCCUCCUCACCCUCGCAUUCAAGUACUACGCCCUCUCCGCCCCCUCCCUGCACCUUCUGCCCACGCAGAGCAAACAAGGUGCCAGAGCGGCUGUAGCGGCGUAUAUGAGUAUGGGCUUGCUUAUGCGCUCCUGUCCCGGGUGGCCCGUCAGAAGUGGGUGGACGACGGCGGUGAAGGUGCUGGUUGUUUUGGGGGUGCUGUAUUUGCCGCUUUCUUUGGGGGGGGAGGGGAUGAGCUGGGAGCUGGGAGCUAGGAACUGGGAGCUGGCUGGACAGCUUGGCAGCUUGGCAGCUGGGAGCUUGGGGGAGAAAUGAGAAGUAGACAAGGACUUCCAUUUCUCCCUCGGGUCCUAGCAAAAGUAGAUAAAACGAACGAAAACCUGCUGCUGCAGGCUGCAAAAUACGUAUAUCAAAUAAUUUAUACGUCAAAUAGCCAGCACUAGCACUACCCCUAACAAAAGUAGAUAAAAUGAACGAAAAACUGCUGCUCCAGGCUACAAAAUACGUAUAUCAAAUGAUU